Arachis ipaensis is the source of this 1001-nucleotide messenger RNA. Its product is annotated as Mitochondrial import inner membrane translocase subunit Tim17/Tim22/Tim23 family protein. Gene Ontology annotation, molecular function: transmembrane protein transporter activity. Gene Ontology annotation, cellular component: TIM22 mitochondrial import inner membrane insertion complex; chloroplast envelope. The record is from RefSeq and is a predicted model, not a curated record. Gene Ontology annotation, biological process: protein targeting to chloroplast; protein insertion into mitochondrial inner membrane. NCBI's taxonomy places the organism in Eukaryota, Viridiplantae, Streptophyta, Magnoliopsida, Fabales, Fabaceae.
UACGGUAUUAUCACAAACGGAUAGAUGGAGUUAUAGAAUAUACUAAUAUAGAGAUAUAUACUCCUCCCUUCGCUGGAUAUUUUUCUUUCACUUUUCAUUAACGGAAAAAAACUAACACCGUUUUACCGUCGAAAACCCAUGGCGACGGCGAAUAAUCCCGUUACCGAUUCCGAGUACGAGUCCGACUCGGACUCAGCCGUUAGGCCCGCUUCUGACGUCACCACCAGCUCUACUACCCCUUCUUCAAACGCCGUCGUUUCCGCUUCCCCUCCGUUCACUGCUCCCACCGUUUGCCUCCUCCGCUUCGCCGCAGACUCCGCCAGUGGUGCAUUGUUGGGCUCCAUCUUUGGCUAUGGUUCUGGAUUGGUUAAGAAGAAAGGGUUUAAAGGAUCCUUUGCAGAAGCUGGAUCUUUUGCAAAGACAUUUGCAGCUUUGUCUGGUGUUCAUAGUUUGGUUGUGUGUAUCUUGAAGCAACUUCGUGGAAAGGAUGAUGUCAUUAAUGCUGGGGUAGCUGGAUGUUGCACUGGCCUUGCUCUAAGUUUUCCAGGUGCACCACAAGCUCUUUUGCAGAGCUGCGUCACUUUUGGGGCAUUUUCUUUUAUCCUCGAAGGGCUAAACAAGCAGCAACCGGCAAUAGCUUUUCCCAUUUCAACGAAAUCAAGCACACAAAACAAUAUACGUUCUCCAUUGUCACUCCACCUUCAGUUUCCUCUUCCAGAUGAAAUGAGGAGUGCCUUCUCCAAUUUCUAUGAAUCUCUUAGAAAACACGGAAAAGGACUGCAUCAUGGUUGUAUCUUGUACUUCAUUUAUGCUUGGUUGACUCAGUGCAUAUGCUGACUCAAAUGUUGGCGCCAUGAUUGAGUUAGAAAGUUUUGUGUAGGAAGGUCUGCCAUCAUUUGUAGGCAAUGAUGCCGUUUGUGUUUUAUUUGUAAUUGUAAUUUGUACUAUCUUUUAGCAGUCAAAAUUUCCAGGUGUUUUUGCCUUUAAUAUGGUUGAUCAAA